GUGCUCACAGCAGAUACGACCAUAGUCCCGCUGCAACAUUCGAUUCUGUUCACGCUCAGUACUUCUUCGUCAAAAAAGCAAAGAAGCUGCCAACAGCAUUUGUCGGCUUUGUUUUACAUAUAUUUAUAAAGGAAAAGCACUCACGGUGCUCGCAGACGCCCGUCAUGGCGGAAGCUUUUCUGAGUCAGCAGCCGCACCCGUCGAACCAAACGGCAGAGGCGGGCGCGUCCAUGUCGAAGAUGCGCGUUUCGUGGACCAACAACGGCGUAGACGUUCACGUGCCUCCCAUGCGCUACCUGUGGCGCGGCGUAAACCGCACGUUGGUAGACAACCUCGACAAGGUCUCCGCCAUGUUCUACCCCCUUCCCUUUUCGUGUGUGGUCUUCUGCAUUGCGGGGUCGUGCGUGUAUGUGUGGCGGGUCCCUGCGACGUCAUGGGUGCACACGAACCCCGUGAGCACGUGGCUGCGCUACUUCGACUCUAUUUUGACACCCUUCUCCCGCUAUAUUCCACUGGCGGCGCAGGCACCUGUGUUGUGCGCGAAGGUGUGGGUAGUGGCUCUCGGUGGUGCCGCGGUGCUCCAUCGUUUUGCCCUGCGCCGUUUGCUGCAGUACAAAGGUUGGAUGCUGGAGAAGGACCCGCAGAAACCUUCGUGGAAAACACGGCUGUGGUCCCUGGUGGUGCGCACGUUUUUUACUCGACCCACCAUUCCAAAGACCGGGGUGUACGAGAGCUGCCUCCCCAGCCUGCCCCUUCCCUCCUUGCAGCACACGGUGAACCACUACCUGUCCAGCAUGCGUGCCAUCUACCACCAGAAGGACAGUGACACAAAUGAUUGGCUCGAGCUGCGCCGCUCGGCGGAGUCGUUUCUCCUGAACGAGGGCCCUGCCUUGCAGAAGCACCUGCGGCUGCAGCAUGUGAUGACCGACAACUACAUUGCUGAGUCGUGGAAGCGCAACGUGUUCCUCUCGGCUCGUACGUCCUUGUGCCUGCACUCCAACUUCUACGUGGUCCCCUUCGCGAACCAUGUGCCGACGCACCUGCCAGAGGCUCGCGCCGCCGUCAUAAUUUACCUGCUGACGCAGCUCAAGAGUCGUAUUGAGCGGCGCACUCUGUGUCCGAACUUCGUCGGGCCUCGACACUGCGUCCCUCUAUCGAUGGAUCAAUACGCGAUGGCCUUCAACACCACACGCAUCCCUGGUCGCGAGGUCGACUUCCUCGAGCACCACGAGGAGCGGGAGAAUCAGUACAUCGUCAUUCUGCACCGCGGCCGCGUCUACCAAGUGCCCGUCGUGGACCCGCAGGCGAAGCGGCAGCUCACACCGCACCAGCUGGAGAUCAUUUUUCACCAGCUGCUGCAGGAGGUGGAGGAGGAGGUGAGCACCGGCCGCGACGAGUCCGAGGAAGACGACGCCGAGGACACGCUCGAGACCCUCGGCAAGAAGCGAUCCUACCGCGUCGUGGAGUCGCUCGUGCCGGCCCUGACCACCGCCUCACGCGCGCAGUGGGCCGACGUGCGCACCGCCUUCUUCCUCCACGACUCCAACAACAGCGCCCCGCUGCGUGUGAUUGAGAAGGCGAUGUUUGUCGUGAGCUUUGACGAGCGCUGCGGGUCGCCGACGACCCCCUCCACUACCUCUGCCUCUGUCGAGGAAAAGCGUCUGUCUGCAGACUGCACCCACUACCUCUGCGGGAACGGGUCGAACCUAUGGUGCGACAAGAGCUUCAAUCUGGUGAUCCGCGCCGACGCCCACGUUGGGCUGCACGUGGAGCACUCGUGGUGUGACAUGUCGACAUUCUUGGGGCUCAUGGAGCACGUGUCAGCCCAGGAGGAGGCGGCCGCUUUGUGGUACGACUCCGAGACGGGAAGCGCAAGGAAGCUGCCAGAAGACCAGAAGCGCAAGAAGGCGUUCCAUGCCCCGCAGCUGGACAGUCCUCUCUGCCCAAAGCGGCUGCGCUUCACCAUUUACAAAAAGCUCGCCGACGCGAUUCGUGAGGCGCACACGGAGUUCAUGCUGGAAACCGGGUCGCAGGUCGACCUGCACGUGGUGCGCUACGACGGCUACGGAUGCGAGCUCCCGAAGACGAUGGGCUGCAGUCCAGAUGCGUGGGUGCAGCUGGCCAUCCAGCUCGCCUACUACACCAACCAGGACGCGCAGUUUAGUCAAAUUUACGAAUCAGUGGCGCAGCAUAUGUUUGCGAAGGGACGAACAGAGGCGGUGCGCAGCGUGAGCGAGGCAAGCAGUGCGUUUGUGAAGGCCAUGGUCGCCACCACUGCGGACGACGAGGAGGACGCGCCGUCGCUAGAGCGGAAGCGCGAGCUUCUCAUGGAGGCCUGCUCGCACCACCAGCAUGCUGUUCAGGCGGCCGUGUCGGGUCGGGGCUUUGAUCGGCAUUUGUUUGCCCUCUUCAUGGCAAGUGUGAACAACGCCACGCCGUCAGAUUUCUUGACAGCAGUGCUGCGCAAGACGCAGUGGAAGGUGAGCACGUCGCAGGCGCGUCAGCGGUACUUGAUGGAUCACCUCCACCCUGCCGGUGAGGGAUGCGUGAACCAUGAGACACCCGGGUUUGGGUUUGGGCCGGUCGCGCCGGAUGGCUACGGCAUCUCCUACUGCUACUGCGCAAAUGAGGUCUUGUACCUCACCAUCACAUCGUGCAAGAACUGCGACACCACUUCCGCGCGGACACUCGGCAAUCAGAUUGUCACCGCGUUGGACGCGCUCGGCGAGCUCGUUCGCCCCUCCUAA
Molecule: messenger RNA, 2747 nt
Organism: Leptomonas pyrrhocoris
Lineage: Eukaryota; Euglenozoa; Kinetoplastea; Trypanosomatida; Trypanosomatidae
Product: choline/Carnitine o-acyltransferase-like protein
Exons: 1
Coding region: 165-2747 (860 amino acids)
Biological process (GO): fatty acid metabolic process; carnitine metabolic process
Cellular component (GO): mitochondrion
Molecular function (GO): carnitine O-palmitoyltransferase activity
Source: RefSeq, a predicted model, not a curated record